Molecule: messenger RNA, 1848 nt
Organism: Acanthochromis polyacanthus (spiny chromis)
Lineage: Eukaryota; Metazoa; Chordata; Actinopteri; Pomacentridae
Exons: 5
Coding region: 280-957 (225 amino acids)
Biological process (GO): vesicle-mediated transport
Cellular component (GO): Golgi apparatus; vesicle; trans-Golgi network
Molecular function (GO): GTPase activity; GTP binding
Source: RefSeq, a predicted model, not a curated record
AGCAGAUCAGACCGCAGGCAAAACUGAUAACAGCGCCGUCGUGUCUUUUUUUCACUCCUUUUACGCACAAGAACUUCUGUUUUUAAAACUUUAGCAACUUGCCUGAGAAACCUGCAAAUUGUUGGACCGUAGGAACAAAAAAAUAUUUAAUUUACUCCUGUGCGGGCUGCCUUUUACUCAGGAGAAGCUGUUUGCCUUCAUGCGUGACCUUGGUUCUGCCUCUUCUUCAGCUCCUAAUUGGAGACAUCACCGUGCCAUUUCUGCGCUCUGAGGCGGAUAAUGCAGCAGGAACGGCUGCUCAAAGUGUUGGUUAUCGGCGACCUAGGAGUCGGAAAGACGUCCAUCAUAAAGCGCUACGUGCACCAGGUGUUCUCCCAGCACUACCGGGCCACCAUCGGGGUGGACUUCGCCCUCAAAAUGCUCAACUGGGACCAGAAGACGGUGGUGCGGCUGCAGCUGUGGGACAUCGCCGGCCAGGAACGGUAUGGCAACAUGACCCGGGUGUACUACAGGGAGGCCGUUGGGGCGCUGGUGGUGUUCGACAUGACCAGAUCCUCCACGUUUCAGGCCGUCCUCAAGUGGAAAGGAGACCUGGACUCGAAGGUCGCCCUGAGCAAUGGGAGGCCGGUUCCAGUCGUUCUAUUGGCUAACAAAUGUGACCAGCGUCGUCACGGUUUGUGCCCCAAACUGCCCAAACUGGAGAACUUCUCUCAGCAGUACGGCUUCGUCGGCUGGUACGAAACCUCGGCCAAGGACAACACCAACAUUGACGCCGCCAUCACAUGUUUGGUGAAGAACAUCAUGCUGAUAGAAGAAGAGAAAACCCUGACCGAGGCGUCCAUCGAACCAGACGACGGCAUCAUAGUUCUGCCUCACUUCGACUACAACAUGAAGGAGAAGAGACUCGACGGAUGUUCAGGUUGCUCCUCGAUUAAACCCAAACGUGGAGACGACUGAAGCAGGAGAGGAGAGAUGAUUUAAGGGAUGUAGCCUAAAGUUGCAUCUUUUCCUUCCUCACUCACUUCUUUGUGUUUCAUCAGAUAAUUUGAUGGAAACUGUUUUUUUAAUUCCAAAACAAAAACAUUUCAAUAUGAAAUCUCUUUCUCUCUGUGGAGGAUAAAACUAUUUUUUCAACCAACUGGCUUAAAAGUUUGCUACGUCGCCUCAAAAGUCUUUUACGGAGGUCUUGACUUCCAUCCGAAUUCCGUUCUUACGACGCAAUGAAACACAAUUUCUUCGUAAGUUGGAACUCACAUAUGUACAUGAGUGGCGUACAACUGACAAUUGUUACCAAAGUGGUCUUCUUCAUAUACGACGUAUUCGUCUGCUCCGCUCGCAAACUAGUUCCCACGCAAAAUUAGUUUUAACAUCGCAAAAGCCGUACGAUGGAAUGAUGGAACAAGACUUUGUUAUUUAUAGGAGAUGGCAACGUAACCACAAAACGUUGUAGGUUGAGGACAUCGUAAACCGAGGACCUGUUGCAUUUGGAACAUGUGGAAACAGGCAGUUUCUGAUUUGAAAGAAAAACUCAACUUAGAAGAGAGGAUUUGAUGAAGAUGAAGGACAUUUGUCACAUUUGAGAAAAGCCGCUUCGCUCUGUCCAUAACUGCUUCUAAAAUUAUCCUGUACAUCGAGCGUUUUGUAUUUAAAGUAAAUCUCCUUCUGUAUUUAUCACAGAAUGCUCCUGAUUUAUUUAUGGAAUUUGUAAAACAUAAUUACUAACCUAAAUUGGUUCCGUUGUGUUGUCUGCUUCAGUUUUUCUUCAGUUACGGAAGAUCUGUUCAGUGUUAAAGGAGUUUUUUGACCAAUGGUGGCGCUAUUGAGCUAAUAAAGUUUUCACAAAAACAA